CGACCACACUGCGUUUCAACAAAAGUAUAAGACCGACGGUCGGCACACAUUUUCAAUAUUGUUCGUUAUUUCGCUUCGACUUGUGUAAUAUUAAUGCGGUGUCAACUCGUAAACAGAAUGCUGUGCCACUAUAAAACGCAUAAACUUUGAUAUCGCCCAAUUUUUCGGAUGCGGCACGGAUUCAAACAGUCUGACGCUGGCCCCUUUGGUCGCUGUUGGUGAAUCUCUAUAUCCCAGUAGUCGUCGGCUUUCCGCAACUGCAGUGUCCCGCGCAAUCGCUGGGCAUGAUUAUCCACGCGAGUUCGGCUUUUUGAAUUGCAGAGCGCAAAGUCUGUGAGGCCAAGGAUUGACUUUCCCCUCCCCACCUAGAAGACAGCAUCGAGUCCUCGCAGGAGCAGCAACGACCACUGCUCCCAUUUCGCAUAACCUAAAAAGGCACGUGCACCGUGUGCCAGCUGCGACGUAGAAGAGUUUUCUGCGUGCCACCACACACAGUCAGUCGGUUCCUCUCCGACAGAAUACCGAAGACAUGGCCACGACAGCCGACCAACUACCACCUGCCGCCACACUCCUCAACGGACAGCAGUCAAUGAUGGCCACCAGCAAUGGCCAGGAGCAGCAGCAGGAGAAGGAACAAGAGCAGCAGGUUGUGAUCAGCAAGUCCACCUCACCGAAGCCCGGAGCCAUGCCCAGCCUCAAGUUGAUCAAAAUGGGCUCCGUGUCCCAGAAGGAGAAGCGUGUGUACAAGAUUGUCCUUACUGGCGGGCCCUGUGGCGGCAAGACGACGGGCCAGUCCCGAUUGUGCACCUUCUUCGAGAACCUUGGAUGGAAGGUAUUCCGCGUGCCUGAAACGGCCACUGUUUUACUCAGUGGCGGCGUGAAGUUCUCCGACCUGACCGAAAAAGAGGACCCGCCCACGCCAACCACGUUCGUUUACAAAGAUCUGCCCUUCGCCGCUCCGGAGCACAGUCUCAUCGAUCUAACCGCAUCCUGUCCGCGCUGCUUGGCCAAGGCUGCCUCCCGGCCGAAUGGCAGCGAAGCCUACAAGUUCCAGGAGAACCUGAUCCGCACCAUGGUGCAAAUUGAGAACACCUACUUUGAGCUCGGCAACUCGAGCACCCGCAACUGUCUGAUAAUCUGCGAUCGCGGCGUUAUGGAUGCCAGUGCCUAUAUAUCGAAGGACAAGUGGGAGAAGAUGAUGGCGGGCAACAAAUGGAAUCCCGUGGAGAUGCGUGACAAUCGCUACAACCAGAUCCUUCACUUGGUUUCGGCUGCCAACGGUGCCGAGGACUUUUACUCCACAGAGGACCACGCCUGCCGCUCCGAGGGCGUUGAUCUGGCCAGGGAACUGGACUACAAAUCGGCUGCCGCCUGGGUGGGCCAUCCCUACUUCGAUGUGAUUGACAACUCCACCAACUUUGAGGCGAAGAUGAAUCGCAUGAUUGAGUCGGUAUGCCAGAAACUUGGCAUUGAUAUUGGCGAUCGUUUGCAGGCCACGUCGCGCAAGCUGAAAUAUCUGGUUGCCGCCUUGCCCGCCGACAGCGAGUUUCCGCCCUUCCAGGACUUUGAUGUGGUGCAUCAUUAUCUGCAAUCCGCCGGGCCCAAGGUGCAGGCACGCCUACGCAAGCGCGGGCAAAAGAACCACUGGAGCUACAUUCACACACAGAGGCGUCCCAACGUCCACGGGCAGGCCCGUAUCGAGGUGAAGACCCAGCUGACGCAUCGCGACUACAUGAACCUGCUGGCGCAGCGCGACGAUGCCCACUUUACCAUCUACAAGAAGCGACGCUGCUUCCUCAUCAACAACCAAUAUUUCCAGCUGGACAUUUACAAGGAGCCCGGCCAUCCACGCUGCAAGGGACUGGUGCUGCUGGAGACAUAUUCAUCGCUCACCGGGGACGCCCUGAAAAACUGCAUGCCCAAGUUCCUGAAUAUUGUCAAGGAGGUGACCGGCGAUCCGGACUACUCCAUGUUCAAUCUCUCCCUGAAGGAGGACUGGAGCAUCUCCAAGAAGUUCUGCCGCACGGCGACGCACGCUAACGGAGUGUCGAGCACGCCGCUGGUCCUCAAUGGCCAGUAGUAGGCUUCGGAACUGUCCCUGAAUCUCUUUUGCACACGCAUUAUGUUACACGACAGAUAAGCAACACAACACCAAUGACCUGGCAACAAAAUGUACAAAAACGAAAGCGAAACAGAAGAAGACCCCAAAUGAAGGGUGCUCUGAUUUACACACACCCCCCCACAAAUAUUGUUACUUAUUUGCGUACUUAGCCGCCCCAGGAGGAUGAUGAUGAUGGAGGAGGAACUGUAAUCGAUGCCCGUACUUAAUUUUCUUGUCAUUUGUUUGAUCGUGUUAAUUUUGUAAGCCAUAAAGCCUAGAUCCUACCACACUUUGUAUGUAAAUCCAUCGAUGAUGACGUUUUUCUGUGUGUCUUUUGGAGAAAUUGUGAACCCGAUACUUUUAAUUCUAAGUCUAAGCUAAAAAAGAAAAGUAAAUAAGAUUAAAAAAAACUACAAGACCACCAAAA
This is a messenger RNA of Drosophila kikkawai, 2528 nucleotides long. RefSeq names its product TRPL translocation defect 14 (gene Ttd14). The record is from RefSeq and is a predicted model, not a curated record. Gene Ontology annotation, biological process: photoreceptor cell maintenance. NCBI's taxonomy places the organism in Eukaryota, Metazoa, Arthropoda, Insecta, Diptera, Drosophilidae. Gene Ontology annotation, molecular function: GTP binding; phosphatidylinositol binding; phosphatidic acid binding.